AUGGCUGGGAGAACACACAGGUCCAUAGUAUCAACAAAGUUUGGUGACAGGCCUCUCAUUGAUGUUCCACCUAUUUCAGUUCCUCAACAUAUACCGAACAAACAAAAUUUUCAAAACCCUAGAUAUCAGAUGGGAAAUCUGGCAGACGAUCUAAAUAUCCCUCAAAAUGCAAACCAGAAAGUGAUGCCGGUGUACCCGCAACAGAGUCACGCACAGCCAUUAUACGGAUAUGGACCUUAUGGGAAUGUAAUACAGAAUUCCAACAUUAUCCCGUACCAAAGUGCACCACAACCUCCGGCUUAUCCAUAUAAACAUGGCGGUAUAUCUGGUUAUCAACGAGCGGACCAGAAUGGCGGAAUACAGGAUCCGACCGGUGAAAUCCACCAUUUUUACGGACCACACGGAGAAAGACUUCCCGGCCCUAUUCUGAAUAUGAAUUUCGGUUAUCAUAGUGGAAGCCGUUAUCCAACAAACUUUAAGAUUAAAGGAAAGCUAAAGCGUGGUCAAAUGACGUCGAUCGAGGUCGUGGACUCUAACAUAUCCUAUAGAGAUUUACCGGACAUUGUGAUAAAAGAUCUCAAACGUUUGUACGGACAUAUGGAAAAAGUGGAUGUAACAAUAAUAGCCGAAAAUGGUGAAUAUCAUAUAUACGCCAUGUCUAAAACAGACGGAUUACCUAUUGUCAAUCCGGGCUAUCUGUAUGAUGCACGUAGUCGUGGUGGACAUCGCGCGGGAACCGCUAUGACUGACAUUUACACCAAGAAGUACAACAAUACUGAUGACGUUCAAUACAAGUAUGACCCACACGCGAAAUCAUACUACGUUGACCCGCGCUCAUACUCUGUUGCGAGUGAAGGAAGACGUCCGCGUGAGUACAAGGUUACGGAGGAGCCGAGACUUCCGGUACGGAAACCUGUCAGAAAGGACUUUUAG
This is a messenger RNA of Ylistrum balloti, 933 nucleotides long. RefSeq lists its product as uncharacterized. The transcript has a single exon. The record is from RefSeq and is a predicted model, not a curated record. The coding region runs from base 1 to 933 and encodes 310 amino acids. Lineage: Eukaryota; Metazoa; Mollusca; Bivalvia; Pectinida; Pectinidae.